Venturia canescens is the source of this 861-nucleotide messenger RNA. RefSeq names its product trichohyalin-like. The transcript has a single exon. Lineage: Eukaryota; Metazoa; Arthropoda; Insecta; Hymenoptera; Ichneumonidae. Bases 1 to 861 code for a protein of 286 amino acids. The record is from RefSeq and is a predicted model, not a curated record.
AUGGAAGCGAUUCUGGCAGGGGACAGGAAGAAGAGGGAAAGGGAGGAAGGAAUGGCGAGAGGGGAAGACGGAGGGAAGGUGGAGGCGUUUAAGAGAAGUAGAAAAGUGGUGAGGUCGCCGGAGAGAGAGGAGGGAGAGGCGGACGAGAUAGUAAGAAGGGUAGGGGAGAUGAUGAAGAAGUUGUUGAAGCAGGAGUUAAGGCAAGAGUGUGGGAGAAUAGAGAGUAAGGUGGACAGGUGGGCGGAAGAGGUGAGAAAUGAGCAUGAUGAGAUGAGAAGGCAGUGGGGAGAGGAGAGGGAAAUGUUCAAAAAGAAGAUUGAGGAAUUGGAGCGAAAAGUGGAGGUAUUGGAGAAGGAAAGAGGGGAGGGGGGAGAGGGUGGGGAAAGGAUCGGGAGAAGAGUGUGGGAGGUGGAAAAAGAGCUGGAGAGGAGAGAGAGGGAGGAAAGGAGAAACAAUAUAGUGGUGAGAGGGGUGAAUGUGGCAGAAGGGGUGGAAUGGGAGAGGGAGAUAGAGAAGAUAUGGGAGAGAUUAGGAGUGGAAGGAGGCAGGAAAGAGAUGAGAAGAAUAGGGAGGGUGGAUGAGGGAGGGAGGGGGAUGGUGUUAAUAAGGCUGGAGGGAAGGGAGAAGAAGGUGGAAAUAAUGAAAGCGAAAGUAAAGCUGAGAGGGAAUAGAGAAAGGAUAGAGGAUGAUCUGACAAAAGAGGAAAGGAGAAUAAAAUGGCUGGUAGAAGGGCAGGCAUAUGAGGAGAGGAGAAAAGGAAAGAGGGUGAGGGUAGGAUAUAUGAGGAUGUGGGUGGAUGGAAAGGUAUUGGUGUGGAAUGAGAGAGAGGGGAGGUGCACGGAAAGUGUGGGGAACGAAUGA